Messenger RNA from Osmia bicornis bicornis, 846 nucleotides. It is a transcript of the gene Sec8, whose product is annotated as exocyst complex component 4. Gene Ontology annotation, cellular component: synapse; exocyst; growth cone membrane. The transcript has 4 exons. Bases 274 to 750 code for a protein of 158 amino acids. Gene Ontology annotation, biological process: chemical synaptic transmission; exocytosis; Golgi to plasma membrane transport. The record is from RefSeq and is a predicted model, not a curated record. NCBI's taxonomy places the organism in Eukaryota, Metazoa, Arthropoda, Insecta, Hymenoptera, Megachilidae.
UUUCAAAACGUCAGUACGCGGGGGUGUGUAUCUAAUAAAAACAGUCUAAUAGUUAACUUUCUCCGUUUAAAUAAUAAUUAUUUAGUACUUUUAUAAUAAUUUUUCUAAAAGUAUUCUAAAAAUCGGAUGUUUAAGUAUCACAGAUUUAUGAAACUGUAUAUAAAAUAACAUAACCUAUAUAUGUAACAUUUAACAGUAAAUAGAAAAAUUAUUAUUAUUAUACAAAAAAAGAAAAUUUGACUUUUCUGUUUUUACUCAAGAAAAUAAUAGAGAAUGAACUCAGUGCCUCCUACUAAGCCUCCAAGAGGUAUUAAACCAACUAAAGAAACUAGUGGUUUAUUGAUCUCUGUGAUCCGUGCUUUGUCAGCAAGUGAAACUAAUGAACAACGAGAGAUAGAAAAAGCUAAACUUGAGAAAGAAUAUAAGAAGAGUGACCAAAGACUUGAUGAACUAGUAUCAUUACAUGAUCAAGAUCUUACAGAAGUUAUGCAAAUAUUUAGUGCUUUAUCAGAAAAGGUAACUGCAUCUAGAGAGAAAAUUCAUGCAGUUAAGGAAAAUUUGAAUGCCUGUAAACAAUUACUAAGAUGUAAAAGGGAAGAAUUAUUAAAUUUAUGGUUGGAGGGCAUUGAACACAAACAUGUGUUACAUCUUUUGAAAGAUGUGACACCUGAUUCUUGUACAAGAAUGUUACCUUUAACAGACACAGAUUCAUUAUCAGUAGCCACAUCAUACAAUGCAGCAUCAGACUGAUAAUUAUUAAGUUUAUUCAUAGAUAGUUAUAAACAAAUUGUAAUUUAAUUAUUUUUUAUUUGUAUAUUAUAAAAAAUAAAAUAUAAUAAAUUUUGA